UAUCACUACUGUUCUGAAAGGGGCUGUGAAUUUGUCUUAGCAAGAGACAAGAGGUAGCAUUAGGAUGUCUUUGGAUGCUCCUGGGGUACAAGUGAGGCCCUUGGUGGCCAGUGGCUGUGCAGGCUCCCUGUCCCCUGUGAGGAGAGCAGUGCAAAGAUGCAGUUCACAAGCUUGCAGGACAUGAGGAGGCACUGUCCCCAGCAGGGACCUGGCCCUCCCCACAGAGCAGCUAAAGUCAGUAGCUAAAGGAAGAGCUGAGCUGCAGCGGGGCCUGUAGCUGAAUAUAGGUGAGGUGGUGAAUGACAGGUUCUUCCUGUCCCUCAUGCUGCUGUCUGUCCACAGAGCACAAGGGCAGCGUCAGCACCUACUCUGGCUGCCUCUGUACCCGAGGAAGAGGCUGAAGAGGAGGAAGGUGCCAAUGAACCUGGCCCUGCUGUCAGCCCACAGCCAGAGCAAACAACACCAAGCUCCAUCUCCUCUGUCCUGGCACCUGCACGAGCUGCAGCUGAAGGCUCGGGAGAAGGCUCCAGUGCCCAGGCUGGAAGCUCAAGCACGAGCAGCUCGUGCACCUGGAGCACGACCAGCUCGUCUGGCAGCAGAGAGCAGCAGCGAGAGAGGACAGAGGACAAGUGCCUGGCCAUGCUGAAGAUGCUGGUGAGCGAGGGAGAUCCUGAGGCUAAAUACACAGAACUGGAAACUAUUGGCAAAGGGGGUUUCGGCACUGUGUGCAUGGCAGUGGAGACUGCCACAGGAGAAGAGGUGGCCAUCAAGAAAAUUAGUCUCCUGCAAGAGAGCAGCAGCGAGCUGUGCCUGAAUGAAAUCCAGGUCAUGUGUGGCACUAAGAAUGCCAACCUUGUGAACUAUGUAGACAGCUACCUGGUGGAUGAGGAACUCUGGCUGGUGAUGGAAUACAUGGACGGAGGUUCUUUACACGAUGUCAUCAGGGAGACUCGCAUGGCAGAAGAAGAGAUAGCAGCUGUCUCUCGGGAGUGCCUGCAAGGCCUGGAUUUCCUUCACUCCAAGCAAGUGAUCCACCGAGAUAUCAAAAGCCACAACAUUCUCCUGGGCUUGGAUGGAUCAGUCAAGUUGGCUGAUUUUGGCCUUGCUGCUCAGCUUACUGCUGAGCAGAACAAACGGAGAUCAGCUGUUGGGACUACUUACUGGAUGGCGCCAGAAAUUUUCACCAGGAAGCCCUACGGCCCCAAAGUGGACAUCUGGUCCUUUGGCAUCGUGGGGAUCGAGAUGGUGGAAGGAGCGCCUCCGUACCUGAUGAAAACCUCCCGCACGGUUCAACAGCUGAUAAGCACCGGGGCCCCCCUGAAGCUACAGAAGCCCAGGCAACAGUCGGCGUGGCUGCGAGACUUUCUGCACUGCUGCCUGGAGAGGGACGAGGACAGGCGCUGGUCUGCCCAGGAACUUCUGCAGCCAGAGAAAGCCUGCUUCAGGCUGUGGGGAAAGUAG
Messenger RNA from Passer domesticus (house sparrow), 1461 nucleotides. Its product is annotated as serine/threonine-protein kinase PAK 3-like. NCBI's taxonomy places the organism in Eukaryota, Metazoa, Chordata, Aves, Passeriformes, Passeridae. Gene Ontology annotation, cellular component: cytoplasm. The transcript has 10 exons. Bases 640 to 1461 code for a protein of 273 amino acids. The record is from RefSeq and is a predicted model, not a curated record. Gene Ontology annotation, biological process: intracellular signal transduction; regulation of MAPK cascade; regulation of axonogenesis. Gene Ontology annotation, molecular function: ATP binding; protein serine/threonine kinase activity.